Molecule: messenger RNA, 2682 nt
Organism: Lonchura striata (white-rumped munia)
Lineage: Eukaryota; Metazoa; Chordata; Aves; Passeriformes; Estrildidae
Source: RefSeq, a predicted model, not a curated record
GACGGGAGCGGAGGGAGCGCGAGCGGCGGCGGCGGCGGCGGCGGCGGCGAUGAACCUGGAGCUGCUCGAGUCCUUCGGGCAGAACUACCCCGAGGAGGCGGACGGCACGCUGGACUGCAUCAGCAUGGCGCUGACGUGCACCUUCAACCGCUGGGGCACGCUGCUGGCCGUGGGCUGCAACGACGGCCGCAUCGUCAUCUGGGACUUCCUGACCCGCGGCAUCGCCAAGAUCAUCAGCGCCCACAUCCACCCCGUCUGCUCCCUCUGCUGGAGCCGGGACGGGCACAAGCUGGUCAGCGCCUCCACGGACAACAUCGUGUCGCAGUGGGACGUUCUGUCCGGGGACUGCGACCAGCGCUUCCGCUUCCCCUCGCCCAUCCUCAAGGUCCAGUACCACCCCCGCGACCAGAACAGGGUGCUGGUGUGUCCCAUGAAGUCGGCCCCGGUGAUGCUGACCCUGUCGGACUCCAAGCACGUGGUGCUGCCUGUGGACGACGACUCCGACCUCAACGUGGUGGCCUCGUUUGACCGCCGGGGGGAAUACAUCUACACCGGGAACGCCAAGGGCAAGAUCUUGGUCUUAAAAACAGACACUCAGGAUCUUGUUGCUUCCUUCAGAGUGACCACAGGGACCAGCAACACCACGGCCAUUAAAUCCAUCGAGUUCGCCCGCAAAGGGAGCUGCUUCCUGAUCAACACGGCCGACCGGAUCAUCCGCGUGUACGACGGGCGGGAGAUCCUGACCUGCGGGCGCGACGGCGAGCCCGAGCCCAUGCAGAAACUGCAGGACCUGGUCAACAGGACGCCCUGGAAGAAGUGCUGCUUCUCGGGGGACGGCGAGUACAUCGUGGCGGGCUCGGCGCGCCAGCACGCGCUCUACAUCUGGGAGAAGAGCAUCGGCAACCUGGUGAAGAUCCUGCACGGCACCCGCGGCGAGCUGCUGCUGGACGUGGCAUGGCACCCGGUGCGCCCCAUCAUCGCCUCCAUCUCCAGCGGGGUGGUUUCCAUUUGGGCUCAGAACCAGGUGGUGAGGGCGGAUGCUGCUGAGGAUGAGGAGGUGGACGUGACCAGCGUGGAUCCCAUCGCCGCCUUCUGCAGCAGGUGCCAGGCCCUGGAGCCAAGUUUCCAACUCACCCCAAACCCCAAAUCCCCCCCAAAUUCCCCUCUCCCAGAAGUGCACCCGCUGCUGGGCGUGAAGGGCGACGGUAAAUCCAAGAAGAAGCAGGCGGGCAGGCCCAAAGGAUCCAAAGGUAAAGACAAAGAUUCUCCGUUCAAACCCAAACUCUACAAAGGGGACAGAGCCUCUUUCCCCCUGGAAGGAGCGGCCAAGGGCAAAGCGCAGGCGGAGCUGGGCCAGCCCCUGGCAGGUGGUGCAAUCUCAGAGUUGCUAUGAAGACUCUCCCUUCUCUCCCUGUCUCCUUUCCUCUCUUGGCUGCCCGUGUGGAAAGGCCGGAAUUCCCAGGCAGGACUGGCACAGACUGAAUUAAUUCCGUGGAUUCAGGGAGGGAUUUGGGGCAGGAAUGACUCUGGAAGAGGGAGCAGCCUCCGUCCCUCCUGCUGCCUCUCCACGGAUCAGGCUGGCACUGAGCUCCAGCCGGGAAUUUUGGGGACAAAUCCCUGUCCCAAAGUGACCUGAGCCCCUUCCCUGCCACUCCAGAGCUUCUCCACCUCUUCUCUCCCAAAAUCUCUCAGCAUUCCCGGAUGGAAGAGCAGCCCAAAGUGUGAGUUUGGAUUCCUGUCUCCUGCCAAAUCUUCCUUUUCCAGCUGGGAAUUCCCAUCUCGCUGAUCCCGGCUUUUCCCUGCCUGACAGGAUCAGGGCAGAGCUGCUGAUCCCAGCCCAAAUUUUCAGGAAUUUCCAGUGGGAUCUGAGGAGCUGAGGCCCCUCUGGAGUUUUCCUCGGUUUUAUGUUUAUUUUUCCCGCUCUGCCAGUGGCAGAAGGAGCAGCUUUAGAUAAAAAAAAGUCAUUUUCCAAUGGAUUUUUUUUUCCCAGCCUCUGAUUCCCAAAGCUCUGCUGGAAUUCCCUCCUGUCCUUUCCAGUUUUGUUCCUUCUCUUCCCUGGGAAAUUCUCCUCCGGGAAUAUCCAAGCUCCUCCUCGAUAAACAAAAACCAAUUUUUUCCUCAGAAUCGAAGCAGAACUUUUCCAAGGAUUUCUGUUUUUCCCAUUUGUGGGUUAAAAAUGGAAGCUGGCAGCUCAUUCCCAACUUUUAUUCCUUCAGAAUUUCCUGUGGGAAUGGGAAUGACACUAUCCCCAUCAAGCACUCACAGCCUGGCACUUCUUAUCCCACACCAGCAUCCUGAGCAAAGGAAAUUUCAUCCCUAAAUCCCUUUUUUUCCCCCAGACUUUGGAGUUUCAGUGUUCCCCAGGUGGAAUUAUUGGGAUUAUCAGGAGCUGUUUAAAUUUCCUGGGUGUCCUGCAGGAAUCAAAAGCAGGAAGGGAAUUGGGAAGUGACGGAUUUGCAGCCAGAACUGUGCAGGUAUAAAAGUGAGGAGAGACAAAACAUUUGGAAAUCAGAGCUUUUGAAAUUUUCCCAAACUUGAUGUUUUCAUUCCCAGCUUUGGGGACAUUUGGGUUCAUUUGGGGAAAUUUAUGACCACGAGUGUAAAAUUCCUUUUUUUUUUUUUCUUCCUUUUGCCUGUGGGGUGGCUCUGCCGUGCUAAACCCACCCUGGGUGCUGGGCCUGA